GGGCACGAGGUGCCCGGCGAGCGGCCGCUCUUCAGCGCCAGCACCUACGAGCUGCUGGCGCUGCUCAUCGCCACCAUCGGCACGCUGGGCGUGUGCAACAACUUGCUAGUGCUGGUGCUCUACUACAAGUUCAAGCGGCUCCGCACGCCCACCAAUCUCUUCCUCGUCAACAUCAGCCUCAGCGACCUCCUGGUGUCCGUCUGCGGUGUCAGCCUCACCUUCAUGUCCUGCCUGCGGAGCCGCUGGGUGUGGGACGUCGCCGGCUGCGUCUGGGACGGCUUCAGCAACAGCCUCUUCGGAAUUGUUUCAAUUAUGACUCUCACUGUUCUUGCCUAUGAACGCUACAUUCGAGUAGUCCAUGCAAAAGUGAUUGAUUUCUCUUGGUCUUGGCGGGCUAUCACAUACAUUUGGCUUUAUUCGUUAGCCUGGACUGGAGCACCUCUUUUGGGCUGGAACAGAUACACAUUGGAAAUUCAUGGAUUAGGUUGCUCAGUGGACUGGAAGUCAAAAGAUCCCAAUGAUACCUCCUUUGUGCUACUUUUUUUCCUGGGCUGUCUGGUAGCACCUGUUGUGAUCAUGGCCUAUUGCUACGGCCAUAUUCUAUAUGCAGUAAGAAUGCUUCGAUGUGUGGAAGAUUUUCAGACUUCUCAAGUGAUUAAACUUCUAAAGUAUGAAAAGAAAGUGGCUAAAAUGUGUUUCCUAAUGAUCUCUACCUUCCUUAUUUGUUGGAUGCCUUAUGCAGUUGUCUCACUCCUAGUAACGUAUGGUUAUAGCAACCUUGUAACUCCCACAGUAGCUAUAAUCCCAUCUUUCUUUGCCAAAUCAAGUACUGCUUAUAAUCCAGUCAUCUACAUCUUCAUGAGUAGAAAGUUUCGACAAUGCCUUUUGCAACUCCUGUGCUUUCGCUUGAUGAGAUUCCAGAGGACCAUGAAAGAGCCCUCAGGAGCAGGGAAUGUCAAACCGAUACGACCGAUAGUAAUGUCUCAGAAAGUAGGGGACAGGCCAAAGAAGAAAGUGACAUUCAGCUCUUCCUCCAUCAUUUUUAUUAUCGCCAGUGAUGACACUCAGCAAAUAGAUGAUAACAGCAAACACAGUGGGACAGAAGUAAAUGUCAUCCAAGUAAAGCCACUAUAGGGAUGAGCUACACAGACAUUAGAAUCUGAUGAACUCCAGUCAGUGACUGUUUGGGCUGAAGACAGGUUUCAGUGAUAGUGCCUGUGGUCUGCCAAAGGAAGUCAUAUUGAACUGUGAAAUACUGAAGUAAUUCUGCAUCAGAAGCUCUGUAGGCAGUUCGGUUUUGGUCACAAUAUAGAUAUCUUCACAUCUGUGCCAAACUUGAUGAAUGUUUUUAUUCUGAACUUUCUUAAAGCAUAUCAUAGUAUAUGUAAACCAUAGUUUAAUGGUACUCUGCCCGGAGGCCCAUAAAGAGAGGUAUCUUGCUGGGGCCUGUGCUGGGACCUGUCCAUCUUUACCAAUGACUUGGAGAGGUGACAAGUGCAUUCUUGUCAGCUUUGAAGAUAACACUAAACUGGGCAUGAGCAAUCUUUAGGCUCAGGGAUGGGACUGCCAUUCUGGAGAACGUGGUCAAGUUGAAGGAAUGAGCUGACAGAAAUGUUACUGUAUUCAACAAGAACAAGUGCAGAGUCAUGGGCUUGGGGAAUAGCCAUGUGCAGCACAGCAGGGAAGGCCCGGGAUGCCUGGGAUGUAGCUCUGUGACCUGAGCUCCUGCAUAGCAACAAGCAGGGCAUGAGCCUGCAGUGUGCCCUGGGAACAAGGGCACUGGCAUUCUGUGCUACAUUGACAAGAGCAGAGCCUGAUAGAUUGAGUGAAAUGAUUAUGCCUCUCAACUCAGCACUAUCGUAUCUACACUGCACCCAAUUUUGGAACCUCUGUAAACUGGAGUGAAUUUAUUGGGUCUGCCAAAAUUGUCAGGGUUUGAAGCACUUGGCCUGUGAGGAGAGUCUGGAGCUAUUUGCAUUGAAAAAGCCUGGAGAAAAGAAGUUUUCAGGGGAAUAUAAUAGCAACUUUCCAAUAGUGACAAAGCAGUUUUCAAGAAGAUAGAACCAGGCUGUUGAGGGUGAUGCAUGCUGAAGGGAUAAGGGAUGAGCAUGAACAGAAAGGAUGAGAUUCAGAUAGGAUAAAAAAAAAAGCUUUUUAACUUUGAGAACAGCCAAGCAAUGGAACAGGUUAGACUAGAGAAUUCCUAAGGUUCUUUCAGCCUAAGUUAUCCUAUGAUUUCCUAAACUGCCUGCACUUCCAGUGCACAGUUCUUAGGAAUGAGGGAGAAAUAUUUGAAAUUGGCUGGGUUUAGUUUAUCUUACUUGAUGCUUUGCAGGAAAAGGAAAAAAAAAAAGGUGAUAUCCACAAUGAUUGGUGCAGCAGUUAAACCAAAAACCACCUUAAGGCUGUCCGUAUGUACUCAGAAAGCCAUUCUGUUCUUGCUCCCUGGUGGAACUCUUGAGCUGUGUUGUGUGAUAAAGUUGUACAAAUCAAAGUUCAAAUGAAAAACAGUCAGUGAAAAAGGAUAAUCAGUUUUGUUUUAUUUUUGCUUGUUUGUUUGUUUCAAUAUGUACUUUAUGCAUCUUUACCCCACUUCCAUUUAUGAUAUAUAUUUAACAGGAGCCUUGUGCUAUAUUAAUGCUAACCUGUUCUGGCACUUUGGGAAAGUAAUGGCUAAAGAAGAGCAGGGGAACUUUUGCCUACAUUUUAGUGUGAGUAAUGAUUGUCCUAUUUAUUGUUCAGUAAACAGAACAGAAACAUUCUGAAAAAUUUUUCUCACCUUUGUAAAUGUUAAUCAUACUAAUUGACAGUGGGAUUCUGCUCUGGACAGAGCUGCCUGUCAUGUUGGAUGAGUAAGUUUGAGAACUAAUUUCGAGUUAUGGGAGCUGAUUCUCAGUCACAUCCAUUACACUGAUACGAUUUAUUUGCUUUAGUCUAAUAAAUGGGCAUUGUGAAUCUGCAACGUGCAGCUUUUCCAUCUUGGUGAAAACUGACAAAAGCUAUUAAGAAACUACUUGCUUCCUCUAGGGGUAAAUCUUUGAGAGGUAUAAGGUCAAUAACUGCCAGGACCAGGAGCCAUUGAUUUCAUGGUCAAGACGAAAACUUCAAAUAAAGGAAAAUCAGACCCCAAAUACAGAACCUUUUGGCCCCAGUCAUUGAGGAUAUCACAGUAUUCCUGGGAGUAGGGAUUGAUGAUCUCAACUCAAAAUAUGUGUUCGUGCGUGUGCUUUUGAAAAGGCAAAUUAUUAUACAUGCACCCCUCUAGAACAUCAACACUGGCUCUGCAUCAUAUUUAAAAGUACUUCUAGAGUGCGCUCUGUUUUCUAGAUUAAAUCACAAGCUAAGAGAAAACAUGAUAACAACUCAUUUCUUUCAUGUUAUUUUUGUUUUGCUAUAAAUGCAUAGAUAAAUUGUCUUAGGAUGUCAAGGGUUCGCCAUUACAAAAAGCAUGUUCAUUUCAAUGCCAACAGCUUUGUUUUCAGCCAGUGAUCACUGUAUCUAUGCACUUUUAUAUUUGCAAAAAGAGAAAGAUGUACCCUAGCAUUGCAUACAGUGAUUCCAUCCUUUUAACAAAAUGUUUUAUAUUUUAGUGUUUUGUGUAUAUUGAGCCUUCAGUAAGUGAUUAAAUUUAUCUUAUUUAUAUUAAUGUGUUCUCAGUGAAAUAUUUUUUUUCCAUAGAGAGGAAAGUGGUUUAAUAUCACCACUUGUUGGAGGCAGCUUGAAGGGUAUCAUUAGGCACUAAAAAAACCAGUAACAUUUCAAGAUUGCAAUUGAUAUUUUGUAGAAGAAAUACGAAUUUAGUAUAAGAAGAAACUGUUCAGAUUUCCAAAGCUAAAAUUUAAGUAAUUUAGAGCACUGUACUUGGAAUUUUUAAUAAUUCAUGUAAGACAAGAUAUUUACUGUGACAAUACCCUGGACAAUUAAAGUUAUAUUACAAUAUAGGAAAGCUAAUCAAUAAAAACUAUUGUAAAUUUGUUAUUUUGGCUACUUAAUGUAAAUUGGUAGCCAAAAAUGGUAGAAUUUGUAAACUGUUUAAAGUUACUUCUUCUUGCAGCCCAGUAAAAUGUCACUAGAUUUACAAGUACUGCUAUGUGCAGUUAGCAUGCCGCAGUCCCAGUUAUUCAUAUCUUAAGUGCAACUGUUUUCUGUGAGUAUCUGCAACACAGAAUUCACACCCUGCUACAGAAUUUAAAUAUUGUAAUGUUCGAUCUUGAGAGCAUCACCAGACUUAUUAUUUUUACUAUUAUUUUACAGAUUUCUUAUUGUUUUUUAAUUUCUUUGGUCUUUCUUUGAUCUGUUCUGAGGAUGAGUUGUAAAUGGAUAGUUUAUUCCAGCAGAGAUGCAGAGACCUUUAUCUCCCAUUUCAGGGAACAGAAGAGGAAGACACAGCACUGAGAUUUGGAUCAUUAGCUGUUCCUAAAGCAACAGAAAUGCAAAGAAAGAGGAGAAAGCAUGAAGAACA
Molecule: messenger RNA, 4462 nt
Organism: Meleagris gallopavo (turkey)
Lineage: Eukaryota; Metazoa; Chordata; Aves; Galliformes; Phasianidae
Gene: OPN3
Product: opsin 3
Biological process (GO): G protein-coupled receptor signaling pathway; visual perception
Cellular component (GO): membrane
Molecular function (GO): G protein-coupled receptor activity
Source: RefSeq, a predicted model, not a curated record